GGCGUAUAUAUAACCAGUAUGUGGCUUCCCAUCUGUCACAUAGUUGUACCUCCUCCGAAACAUUCGCUUCGAGUGUUCUACAGCAUCCGCUAUGUCACGGGGGAAGCUCGCCACCAUCUUGGCCGUCGCCGCGCUUGCGUGCCUGUUGGCGCCCGCUCUGGCGGACUACGGCAACAGCGACUGGAAAGACGAGAAGCACGGCUGGAAGGAUGACAAGCACGACUGGGAUGACAAACACGAAUGGAAGGACGGCAAACACGAGUGGAAGGAUGGCAAGCACGAGUGGAAGGACGGCAAGAAGGAAGGGUGGGUGAGCGACGUCAAGCACACCGAGUUCCUGGUGUGCAAGCACUGCGGCGACUACAGCGUGCUGACGGACUCGUUGCUGCUCAACACGUUCAACAUGAUCAAGGUGUACAACGUCGACCUAGACACGGCGCUCUGCUUCACGCUGCACCUCGUCUACCUCUUCGUCCUCAUUUUAGACAAAGUGCUGGAGCAAAACCUUCACGCCUUGGUCGACGGCCUCACUCGAUUGCUGAAGAGGGUUGCUGCCAAUCCUAAACUCGCACCCACUCUCCAGGAGACUGGACUGAAGGCUACAGCCCUCUUCAGAUGUGCGCUGACACACCUCCAUAAGACUUUCAUCUUCUAGCGUGCCAUCGUCCACAGCAAGAUAAACAUGAAAGCUGCACGACCUACCGAACAGAAUGCACUAUGUAAUUCCCUGUAAUUGAUUAAAAUAAAUAUUAUCAAGCAGAGAAAAGACUU
Schistocerca gregaria is the source of this 771-nucleotide messenger RNA. RefSeq lists its product as uncharacterized. Bases 92 to 655 code for a protein of 187 amino acids. NCBI's taxonomy places the organism in Eukaryota, Metazoa, Arthropoda, Insecta, Orthoptera, Acrididae. The record is from RefSeq and is a predicted model, not a curated record. The transcript is spliced from 5 exons.